Cryptomeria japonica (Japanese cedar) is the source of this 1527-nucleotide messenger RNA. RefSeq names its product nematode resistance protein-like HSPRO2. The coding region runs from base 1 to 1527 and encodes 508 amino acids. Gene Ontology annotation, biological process: defense response. Gene Ontology annotation, molecular function: heme binding; metal ion binding. The record is from RefSeq and is a predicted model, not a curated record. The transcript has a single exon. Lineage: Eukaryota; Viridiplantae; Streptophyta; Pinopsida; Cupressales; Cupressaceae.
AUGGAGGUCAGUAGCAGCAGUGAUAGCAUGGAGGGAAUAGAAGGUUUUCAAGGUAUUAGCAGUAAUGCAACGGAAGAGAUGAAGGAUAGUUAUGACAUGAGUUACAGCAGAAUAUUAUCUUCUUCAGGUCCCAUGAAUUGUUCUUUCUUAACUGAAGAAUUUGUAGAGGCAUCUCCAAGUGAGUGUGCAGCAUAUGAGAAAUAUCUGAAUCUCUCAGAGUUCACUGCAAUCUGGAAAUCCAGGGAAUGGCAUGGUUGGCCUGCAGAGCUGCUGGUAAAAACUGCCUUGCAGUCACUGGAAAUGACUUUCAGAUUAAUUUCAUCAGUCCUGUGUGACACAAGGCCUUAUAUUAACAGAGAAGAGUGGAAAAGAAGGCUUGAAUCCUUGACUGCUUCUCAGCUUGAAUUAAUAUCUGUGAUUUGUGAAGGUGAUAAGGAUGCCCCCACAGUUCAACUGUCUGUAAGUAAUGGUGUUAUUGCUACUAAAGUUGGCCAAGAGGUAUGGCAGAGACCUGGGGCUUUGCCUGUGGUUAGCAGAGUAAGUCAAGAGAGUUUACUACCUCGCUUGGGUACAUGGAAAAGGGCUGAACAUAUGGUUUCUAGAAUAUGGCUUGUAAUUGAAACUCAUAUGCAGAGAGCCCCUUUUACAUUAGGCCUUGGGGAACCAAAUCUUUCAGGCAAGCCUAUUCUUGAAUAUGAUAAGAUCUGUAAGCCAAGCUAUCUGUAUUCCUUCAGGCAAUCCUCACAGUUCCACAAUGCAGAGGAUCACACGCUUUGUACAGUCCAUCAGAUCUUUGAGGCCUGGUUGUUUGUAGCCCAUCUGCUGCUGAGGAGAAUACAUCAAAGGAUAGACCAUGAAGAUUCAGUAGGAGCAUCCAAAGACUGCUGGACAAUUGAAAGGAUUUGGCAAUUGCUUACAGACAUUCAGAAUCUGUUUCUGUUGGUGGAUCCAGAUGACUUUCUUUGCCUUAAACACCAAUUGUCCAUCAACAGGGCUACUAGCUCUAGUACCUCCAAGGGUGCAUACUGCCUUAAAUCUACUGCUCUGAGAAGCCUUACAGAUGCAUGCAAGGAACUAAGAAAUCUUGUGCCAAAAGUUAUGGGUGUUGAGGCUGAUCCAAAGGGUGGACCUAGGCUUCAAGAAGCAGUCUUGGAGUUGUUUCAUUCUCAUAGACACACAAGAAGAGAAAGCCCAAAUGGUGAAACUUCAUGUGGGAUUAUUCACAUUUUAUUGGCCUUCCAGGGAAUUGAAGCUGCAGUGAAGAGAUUUUUCUUCUCAUUUCAGCAAUUGGUAAUUGCAGUCAUGAGCAGUGCUGAAAUGAAUCGAACAACAUAUUUAGGUGCAUCUGAUGCUCUCACUCAGAUAUAUUCCGAGCCUCCUUUUUUCCCAAGUGUGGAUGGUGCCAAGAUAUUCCUAAGUGACUUUUGGAAGCACAGAACUAUAGCCAUGGGGGAAUGCAUGCAAAAACCUGUGGGGAAAUCAAAUGAAGCUACAAGAAAGCAUGAACAUCAAUAUGUAAUUCCUUGA